UCUCUCUACCAGUUUUCUGUGCUUCAAUCAAUUCCUCCAAUCUUCUAUUCUUUUCUUCUUCAUAUUUUCUAUUACAUUUUCUUUUUGUCAAAAAUUCUCAUGGAAACUCCAUCAUCUGUAAGAAUGUCCACAAGAUCGCAUACCAAAGCCGCCGCCUCCGCCUUGUCUGGAACAAAGAAAUUUGAAGAAUCGAAACAAAAGAAAACUGGGCUGUUCGACAUAACAAAUGAUUCUCCCAUUGUGGGUCUUGCUGCCGGAAGCUUAAAAACUCCGUCUUCUGAUAUGUCUAGGAAGAGGAACGUCAAUCGAUGUUGGGAAAUUAGAACUCCUGGAUCUGGUGAAGCUUUAUUGAGAGGUCAAGUUAAGACCCUUUUGCAGAAAGUGGAAGAAGAAGCGGAGAUAACUAAGAUCUCACUUAAUUUCCAUGGAUUCGUCAUGAACUCUACUUCUUCGGGUAUUGUAGCUCCAGCCAAUACCCCUCAAGUUCCACGCCUUUUAGAUCAGGACAGCUUCAAAGAUGCUUGCUUUGGUUCAGUCACGAUUUCACCUGUCAAAGAAAAUUCCAAGAUCUCUAAGUGGGUGAGUGAGAUAUUUGAUGAAGGAAAGAAGCAGGAUGGUUCUGACAUAGUUAGUAGAUCAUUGCUUUCUGAAUUUUCAGACAAAGCAGAAGGUUAUUCAUCAUCAGAAACAGGAAUCAAGACUCCAUCAUCAACAUCAGAGGAUGACAAUUCUUCUGUUUGGUCUCUUCAAGUGAACGCAAGCAUUAGGGAUGAUGAAGAAGAAGAAGAAGAAGAUGAUUACUACGAAGAAGAGCUUCUCGACGAGCUGUGCAAAGGGAUAAGCAAGAUGAAGGUAGGCGGAAUGCACACCAGAUUUGUAUACGACAGUGAGGAUGAGCUGGUGAAGGAAGAAAAAGAGGCUGUGGCUGAAGGUGUAUUGAAGUUGAAGGGUUUGCCGACUCCUCAAGGGAAACACCUGCGUUUCCCACAAGAGGAAGACGAAGAAGAGAAAGGAAAUUGAAUGGGAGAUUUGUGUUUUUUGUUCUUUUUCAUUUUUACUUGUUAAAGGGAUCAUAGUUGCCAUAUGGUCACAAUUGGGGAUAUUGAUAAACAUGUUUUUCCUUGUUAUUUC
Molecule: messenger RNA, 1131 nt
Organism: Impatiens glandulifera
Lineage: Eukaryota; Viridiplantae; Streptophyta; Magnoliopsida; Ericales; Balsaminaceae
Exons: 3
Coding region: 100-1020 (306 amino acids)
Source: RefSeq, a predicted model, not a curated record